ACGCUAGAGCUCGUUGGGGGCGUUUUGGUCUUAUCAGAAGCGUCAAGGGUCCGAGAGGACAGGUCAUCCGGCGAAGGAUUUUCCUGUUGUUCACCUGUCGGUGGGCUCUGCAAGCAGCCUGGGGUGCCACGUGGUCAAGGCUCGGGGUACGAAUGUGGCGGGCGGGUCCGGACUCACAAGCCACCCUACUGCCAGGCACUAAAUCCUUUAUCAGCUGGUGGUCGGGACCUCUCUCUCUAGUGGCCUCUGGUCCGAAACUGGGCCACUCAGCGAGGAUGAGUCACAAAGCCGGACUCUCUGGGGGGGCGGGUCGCGUGGGGCGGGGUCUCGUUGGGCCCCCUCCCAGAGGCGAGGUGACGCCCGCGGUCACUUCACAAGGAAGAAAUUGUUACCAGGGCGAUAAGGCCCAGUGGUUGCGGGGCCCGGGGAGUGGGCACAUGGGGGUGCGGGGGUGCAGGUGCCAGGCGCCAUGGGUUAGGCCCGAGAUCGGAGUCCGGCCGCCCCCCGACAGCCGCCGCCUCCUGCUCCCCGUGCGCCCCAGGCGCCACCAUGUCGGGCGACAAGCUCCUGAGCGAACUCGGCUAUAAGCUGGGUCGCACAAUCGGCGAGGGCAGCUACUCCAAGGUGAAGGUGGCCACGUCUAAGAAAUACAAGGGCACGGUGGCCAUCAAGGUGGUGGACCGGCGGCGCGCGCCGCCCGACUUCGUCAACAAAUUUCUGCCGCGGGAGCUGUCCAUCCUGCGGGGCGUGCGGCACCCGCACAUCGUGCACGUCUUCGAGUUUAUCGAGGUGUGCAAUGGGAAGCUGUACAUCGUGAUGGAGGCGGCCGCCACCGACCUGCUGCAGGCCGUGCAGCGCUGCGGGCGCAUCCCCGGCGGCCAGGCGCGCGAGCUAUUUGCGCAGAUCGCCGGGGCCGUGCGCUACCUACACGACCAUCACCUGGUGCACCGCGACCUCAAGUGCGAGAACGUGCUGCUGAGCCCCGACGAGCGCCGUGUCAAACUCACCGACUUCGGCUUCGGCCGCCAGGCGCAUGGCUACCCAGACCUAAGCACCACCUACUGCGGCUCGGCGGCCUAUGCAUCGCCGGAGGUGCUGCUGGGCAUCCCCUACGACCCCAAGAAAUACGACGUGUGGAGCCUGGGUGUUGUGCUCUAUGUCAUGGUCACCGGCUGCAUGCCCUUCGACGACUCGGACAUUGCGGGCCUGCCGCGACGUCAAAAGCGCGGCGUACUCUACCCCGACGGCCUCGAGCUGUCCGAACGCUGCAAAGCCCUCAUCGCCGAGCUGCUGCAGUUCAGCCCGUCGGCCAGGCCCUCGGCCGGGCAGGUCGCGCGCAACGGCUGGCUGCGGGCAGGAGACUCGGGCUAGCCCCGCUGGGGCUCCCGCCGCCGCCCUUGCACUGUGCACGCGCGCGGGCUCCGGGGGCCUGCAGGGCCUCCGCGCGCCACAGCGCAAGCGCACUUUCCCUUUUACCCCAUCCCAUCCCCUCCUUGUCCCUCUGCGCCUGGGCCAGCGUCGCCCCCGCGCGGAACCCAGCUGCUCCUUCACGACGCCUAGAGCUGGGCCCCCCAGACGGCCUCCGCAGGGGCGGGGCGAGCGGAGACGUCGCACUGCGCAUGCGUGGAACAAGCGGGGCCUCGCGGAGUCGGCGCCUGGAGGAGCCACCGAACCGUGUGCGCGCAGAGGGCGAAUUGCACUCGGGUCGCUAUCCCGCGGGGCCUUCAAUAAACUCGCUCUU
Sorex fumeus (smoky shrew) is the source of this 1741-nucleotide messenger RNA. RefSeq names its product testis specific serine kinase 6 (gene TSSK6). The transcript has a single exon. Gene Ontology annotation, molecular function: protein serine/threonine kinase activity; ATP binding; tau-protein kinase activity. Bases 550 to 1371 code for a protein of 273 amino acids. Gene Ontology annotation, cellular component: cytoplasm. The record is from RefSeq and is a predicted model, not a curated record. NCBI's taxonomy places the organism in Eukaryota, Metazoa, Chordata, Mammalia, Eulipotyphla, Soricidae. Gene Ontology annotation, biological process: microtubule cytoskeleton organization; protein phosphorylation; intracellular signal transduction.